Messenger RNA from Dalotia coriaria, 2001 nucleotides. Its product is annotated as glucose dehydrogenase [FAD, quinone]-like. Bases 33 to 1937 code for a protein of 634 amino acids. The transcript has 3 exons. The record is from RefSeq and is a predicted model, not a curated record. Gene Ontology annotation, molecular function: flavin adenine dinucleotide binding; oxidoreductase activity, acting on CH-OH group of donors. NCBI's taxonomy places the organism in Eukaryota, Metazoa, Arthropoda, Insecta, Coleoptera, Staphylinidae.
UUUAUGCUGAGUAUAAAGUUGUUAUAAUUUUAAUGGCAUCAUUUUGGUUGUUGAUGGUUUUUCUUGUUUGUGCAUCUGGACAAGAACAUGGCAGUCAAAAUAGCGAAGAAUAUAGACAACGUUUUGUAAAAAUUGUUCAAGAUGGCCAACGUGAUGCACUCAAUUACCAUCUACCAACAGACGCGAGUAAAUAUCGAGGUAGUGUUAGGAAUUGUUUCUGGAAUCCAUUUCGAUGUUUUAUCCGACGAGACCUUGGAACAUAUGAUUUUAUCGUAAUUGGAAGCGGUGCAGCUGGUUCCGCCAUUGCAAAUCGCUUAUCCGAAGAAGAAAACUUUCAAGUACUGCUCUUGGAAGCCGGUAACUUCGAAAGUGACUUUAUCGACAUUCCCGCAAUGGCAUUCUACGCCAUGGGCACAGAUUACAACUGGGCUUAUACUAGUAUACCACAAAACAAUUCAUGCUUAGGAAUGGUUGAAAGAAGAUGUCAAUUCCAACGUGGGCGUGGCAUAGGUGGCACCACUUUAAUCAAUGGUUUAGUAUAUUCUCGUGGUUCUGCUUCCGAUUAUGAUCGUUGGGGUGCACUUGGGAAUCCAGAUUGGUCUUAUGAGAAAGUUUUACCUUUCUUCAAAAAAGCAGAACAUAAUACAAUCCCUGAUCUUGAUGAAGGUUACCAUGGAACCGGUGGGAAUGUUAAUGUAGAGCACUCUACAUACACCAAUGCACAUCUUGAAGCAUUCCUUACAGCUCAUGAGGAAAUAGGUUAUCCUAUUCUAGAUUACAAUGGUCGUGAACACCUGGGAGCAUCUCGAGCACAAUUCAAUACCAAAAAUGGUCGUCGUGAUACUGCGGGAGCUGCCUAUAUUAAACCUGCUAUGAAUAGGCCUAACCUUCAUAUUAGUACAGACAGUUAUGUUACUAGAAUCAACAUAAGCCCUUAUAGUAAAUCUGCAUAUGGAGUGGAAUUCACUAAAGAUAAUCUUCCAUGCUCUGCUACUAUCAGGAAUGAGAUUAUCCUCUCGGCUGGGGCUAUAGCAAGUCCACAGAUUUUGAUGUUAAGUGGGGUAGGCCCAGCUGAACAUUUGGGGGAACUAGGAAUACCUUUAAUAUCUGACCUGCGUGUCGGAGAUAAUCUACAAGAUCACAUAGUGAUUUUUGGAACUACAAUCGAAACAAACACUUCGAUAAAAAUUGAUAGUAUUGAAGGAUAUGUUGAUGAAUACUUGAAAGGGACAGGUCCUUAUACUCUACCAGGAAACAACGCAGCUCUUGCAUUCUAUAAAACUAACUUUAGUAAAUACGACUCGGCUGAUCUUGAACUCCUCAUGGUGAGUGCCAAUAGAACAGAUGAUUACUUCCAGAAAGGUUUUGCGUUUACCACAGAAACAGCAGAUGCCAUUAUGCAUAAUCUACAUAAUCCAUCAACAUUUACAAUUUAUAUCUAUACGAUGCAUCCGGAUUCUGUUGGGACUGUAAGACUUAAAUCUACAAGUGCGUUUGAUUAUCCAUUGAUAGAUCCGAGGUUUUUGGAUAAUGAGUAUGAUUUGGAUACUUUGUAUUAUGGUAUUGAGUUAGCACAAAAAUUACUUGACACCGAAGCGUAUAAAAAAUUAGACGCUAGGUUUAAGCCUAUUGAGUUGCCUAACUGCAGAGAACAUGAAUUAUUCUCUAAAGCUUAUUGGUAUUGUUUUAUCAAGCAGACAAGUGAUGAAGUUUAUCAUCCAGUUGGUACUUGUAAAAUGGGACCGAGAGUUGAGGAUGGCGCUGUUGUUGAUAGUAAAUUUCAAGUGUAUGGGGUUACUAAUUUGAGGGUAGCUGAUGCUAGUGUCAUUCCAUUUAGUAUGGUUGGGCAUACUUCAGCGCCAUCUACUAUGAUUGGUGAGAGGUGUGCAGAUUUUAUUAAAAGGAAAUAUAAUGUUAAUAGGGAAUUCAGAGAUUGAAGAAAAUAAUCAUGUUAAAUAAUUUGUUAACAGAAAUAUAGAAAUGUUUAGUUUUGUGCAACAA